Molecule: messenger RNA, 1575 nt
Organism: Debaryomyces hansenii CBS767
Lineage: Eukaryota; Fungi; Ascomycota; Pichiomycetes; Serinales; Debaryomycetaceae
Product: DEHA2E22528p
Exons: 1
Coding region: 1-1575 (524 amino acids)
Biological process (GO): regulation of DNA-templated transcription
Cellular component (GO): cytosol; nucleus
Source: RefSeq, a predicted model, not a curated record
AUGAAUACCGUAUAUUAUGGAGUAAAGACGAAUAACUAUGAAGAAGAUGCAUUGAUAAAUCUAUUAAAAAAUGGGGUCAGUCUAUUGGUAAUACCGUGGAAUGACUUUAAGAAGCAUACAAAUGAGUUGAUAUUAUUGAACUCGAUUGUAGUCUUGUCUAGUGAAAUUAAAGACUUUUGGGAGAAUAUAACUUUCCAGAUGAGACAAGUACGAUGUAAAUACUAUUGUUUUCUAGUACCGGAGGAAUUCUAUCAUUUAGCACACGAUCAAGUUCGAUUGCAACUCACUGAAUUAGUCGCUAAUUUACCAGCAAGUGCUCACAUCUCCUUGAUUGUACCAUUAACGGGAAAUUUUAUGCAUUGGGAAUUCUGGAAUAACAUUAAGAUCGAAAAUGUACAUGUCAUGCUAUAUUUAUCGCAAGAAGUUGAUGAAGGUAUACUCACCAGAUGGAGCACCGAACCUAUUAGUUCAAUUAUGCUUCCUGCUGCAAAAUUUGUACACGAGUAUGAAUUGCCCGUUUUGCCUGAUUAUUUGCAAGCUAUGCUAAGAAAGUUUAUUUCCCAGAAACCACCUGCUAUUAUAAUUGCGUCGGAUAAGGAUCAAACCACGUAUAUUAAGGGUAUAAAAUGGUUGAUUUCGAAAAUAAAAAUUGACCCAGCAUCUGAUAUUUUGAUAGAUCCUUUACAACCAUUGAAGGAUAACUUGUCUUUGGGAAUCUAUGAAGUCUUUGAAACAGAUACUGUUAAGUAUGAACAGUAUGAGAAGGCAAUUUUUAGGGCGUUAAAAGAUAUAGAUCUGCCUUGUGUAAAAAUUCUCGUAAUCGGACCUGGUAGGGGACCAUUAAUAGAUAUACUUUUGAAAGUUAUCAAGGAAUUGAGAUGUGAGUUUCGUAUAGAUGCUGUUGAAAAAAAUCCCAAUUGCUACGUGGUAUUACAAGAAAGGAACCGUAUAGAAUGGAAGGAGAAGAUUAAUUUGGUGAACGAAGACGUUAGAACCUGGAAACAUACCAAUUAUAAUUUAGUAAUAUCAGAAUUGCUUGGAUCUUUUGGGUGUAACGAAGUAUGCCCCGAAAUUUUACAAGACUUUACAAAUGAAGAUACAAUAAUGAUACCGCAAAGUUAUGAAAACUAUCUACAACCAAUAUAUUCGCCUCUUCUUUCAAGCCUUAAAAAUGAACAAUUAGAAAGGCCUUAUUUGAUUAAACUAAAUUCGUUUUAUAUUAUGAGUGGUAUACAACCUAUUUGGAAAUUCAGCCAUCCAACAAGAGCUAAUAAUUCUAGAUAUAGAGCCAUUAAUUUUCAUGUUCCACAUAAAGGUAAGGUUAAUGCUCUACAAGGGUUUUUCAUAGCUAAUUUAUAUGGCUCCACACAAAUUGGAAUCCAUCCUCAGCUUGCAGAAGGCUUUUGUCAUUCCUGGUAUCCAUUCUUAUUUCCUAUACUGGAACUUGUUUGCAAUGGUGAUUCGAUAUUAAGCUUUCAAAUUGAAAGAAUCUGUAACAACAAGGUAUGGUACGAAUGGUCCGUUAAUAAUAAAGUAUAUGAUAAGCACGGUUUAUAUUAUUCCAUAGGUUUAUAA